Messenger RNA from Egretta garzetta (little egret), 3307 nucleotides. It is a transcript of the gene ARHGAP45, whose product is annotated as Rho GTPase activating protein 45. Gene Ontology annotation, molecular function: GTPase activator activity. Gene Ontology annotation, biological process: signal transduction; activation of GTPase activity. Gene Ontology annotation, cellular component: membrane. Bases 1 to 3126 code for a protein of 1041 amino acids. The record is from RefSeq and is a predicted model, not a curated record. The transcript is spliced from 23 exons. NCBI's taxonomy places the organism in Eukaryota, Metazoa, Chordata, Aves, Pelecaniformes, Ardeidae.
AUGUCCUCCCGGAAGAAGCGGGAGUUGAUGAAACCCCCCUCCAUCUCCAAGAAGAGCCGGGCGGGAAGCCCUGUCCCGCAGACCCUGCCGCGUGGCGGUGCCAGCUGCCUGCCAGGGCCCCCGGAGCCCUACGGGGCACAGCCCCCUGGCCCCCCGACCCACUGGACCAGCCUCGCCGGGGUGGGCGGCGGGAUGGGGCAGAUGCCCCGGCACGGGCACGGGGCCGGGGGGGCUGUGGGGCCGCAGGCGGACUCCAAGGAGCUCCAGCGGCCGCUGGCCCACGAGUGCCUGGGCGAAACCCUGCGCAUCCUGCGCCAGGUCAUCAACAAGUACCCGCUGCUCAACACCCUGGAGACCCUGACGGCCGCUGGGACCCUCAUCUCCAAAGUCAAGGGUUUCCAUUAUGAAUCCAACAAUGAGUCGGACAAGCGGGAGUUCGAGAAGGCUGUGGAGACCAUCGCAGUGUCCUUCAGCAGCACCGUCUCCGAGUUCCUCAUGGGGGAGGUGGACAGCAGCACCAUCCUCUCCAUCCCACCCAGCGACCAGAACCAGGCUAUGGAGAGCCUCUACGGGGGGAUCCCCGGCCCGGGAGGAGACGGCAUGCCUUCGGGCAUGGAAACCUAUGACACGGGCCGUCCUCCUGCCGAGGAGGUGGACGUCACGCUGCAGCGCUGCGAGGGGGGGGUGGAUGCUGCCCUCCAGUACGCCAAAAACAUCUCCAAGUACAUGAAGGACCUCAUCGGCUACCUGGAGAAAAGGACCACGCUGGAGAUGGAGUUUGCCAAGGGGCUUCAGAAGAUGGCAAACAGCUGCAAGCAAACCAUCAGCCAGGAGACCAACAUGCCUUUCCUGUCCAUCUACCUGCUGGCCCUGGAGCAGGAUAUGGAGCACGGGACGUCGGUUCUGCAGGCUGCCAACACCCUGCAGCACCAAACCUUCCUCCAGCCGCUAACAGUGAGACGCCUCGAACAUGAAAAACGGAGGAAGGAGAUCAAGGAGCAGUGGCACCGGGCACAGAGGAAACUGCAAGAGGCAGAGGUCAACCUGCGCAAGGCCAAGCAGAUAUACAUGCAGCGCAGUGAGGAGCACGAGAAAGCCAAGUACACGGCAGCGAAAGCAGAAGAAGAGCAGCAGAACACCACCAGCAGCAUCACCACCAAAGCCCUGGACAAGAAGAGGCGGCUGGAAGAGGAAGCCAAGAACAAGGCAGAAGAGGCGAUGGCCACGUACCGGACCUGUGUGGCGGACGCAAACACCCAGAAGCAGGAGCUGGAGGAUACCAAGGUGAACUCCUUGCGGCAGAUCCACGAAGUGAUCAAACAGAGUGACCAGGUCAUCAAGACGGCCACGAUCUCCUUCUACCAGAUCAUGCACAUGCAGACGGCCCCGCUGCCCGUCAACUUCCAGACGCUGUGCGAGAGCAGCAAGCUCUACGACCCCGGGCAGCAAUAUGCCUCCCACGUCAAGCAGCUGCAGCGCGGGGACGAGCCUGACGUCCAGUACGACUUCGAGCCCUACGUGUCGCAGAGCGCCUGGUCCCCCUUUACUCGGACACGGAAAGGCAGCUUCAACGCCAAUGACUUCUCAACAAACGCCGGCUCUGAUGGGGCCGGGCUGCCCAAGGAUGGGAGCGGCUCGGAAGGAGGAGCAGGAGCCAAGGAGCAGCAGAGCGGGGCCGUGGUGGCGGAGCGGAGAGGCGGGAGGGGACACCAGGUCCACAAAUCCUGGCCGACCACCACCACUGAGGCUGACAGCAGCCUGGAUUCCAACACAGGUGAAUUCAGCCAUAAACUCCAGCGCUUGUCUUCCAACGGCACCAUGUCCUCCAGCGAAGAGCUGGAAGAGAAGGAUGAGAACGCCACCCCCUUUGAGCAGAGCAUCAAUGGGAUCACACCGGAGAUGACGGCUCCAACAGGGCCCUUCCGAAACGUUGGCUUAUCCAAGGCUGCCCAGACUCAUCGGCUGAGGAAGCUCCGUACCCCUUCCAAGUGUCGGGAGUGCAACAGCUACGUUUACUUCCAGGGAGCAGAAUGCGAAGAGUGCUACCUGGCCUGCCACAAGAAGUGCCUGGAAACCUUGGCCAUCCAGUGCGGGCACAAGAAGCUCCAAGGGAAGCUGCAGCUUUUUGGGCAAGACUUCACCAAGGCUUCUCAGGGCAGUGUGGACGGCAUCCCCUUCAUCAUCAAGAAGUGCAUUUCUGAGAUCGAGAAGCGGGCACUGAAAACCAAGGGCAUCUACCGAGUUAACGGCGUCAAGACCCGCGUGGAGAAGCUUUGCCAGGCGUUUGAGAAUGGGAAAGAGCUGGUGGAGCUGUCCCAGGCCUCCCCUCACGACAUCAGCAACGUCUUGAAGCUCUACCUGAGACAGGUCAACCUAUGGAUUGUGGAAGUGGAACAGGACAACAAGAUGACCUCGAGCAACCUGGGCAUCGUCUUUGGGCCAACGCUGAUGCGCCCAAGGCCCACGGAUGCCACGAUUUCCUUGUCCUCGCUGGUUGAUUAUCCCCACCAAGCUCGCAUCAUUGAGGCGCUCAUCAUCUUCUACUCAACCAUCUUUGAGAACAACGAGACCACGGUGCUGGCCGACUCCGGCAAAUUUGGCACAGGCGGCGAGGCUGCCGGGGGCUCCUCCCAGGCUGGCGCAGGUCCCCAGCCCGCAGCUCCUCCCGGCAGCGGCGCCUACCUAGAGCUGCCUUCAGAGAAGGGGAAUUUGGGUUACAGCACCCGGCCAUUUGCGGAGUCUGGCGACCGCUCCGUUGACUCCGACUCCGAGCUGGAGGACAGCGGGGAGCUGCUGGCCGCCGUGGAUGGGGGCCAACGAAGCCACCUAAGGAAACAGGAGAGCGAGACCAGCACAGACGAAGCUCAGUACUGUGAUGAUGGGAGCGAGGGACAGCGGAGCCGGAGCUGCAGCAUGGGGCAGUCGGACACGGAGGGCGCUGCUCCCCGCUGCCGCAGCCCCCCGGGAGAAGAGCAAAGCGAUGCAGAAGAAUACCCCGAGCGACGCCUUUCCGCUGCCGACGCGGACUACAACACCAACCAGUCCAACAACACAUCCCUGCCUGCCGCUGCCGGCUGCCCGGGGGGCUGGGAGCCAGGCAGCGAGCAGCAGCCCCGCUUUAUCUAAGCCACCGAACGAAAACACCAUGGACCCCGGGACGGGGCAAAGGGGCAAAACCCAGGAACUACCCAGGCGUAGCAACUUGCGAUGUGGAGGGGUGGGGAGGGACAGCACGGAGCCAGGGGCAGCUCGGGGGGGUUUGGUGCGUCAGCUCCAGGCAAGUCCUCGCUGUUUCGUGGCUGGAGCU